AAUUCACGUCUGGAGUAUAAGGUCCUGAAAGGGUGGAGCAUCAAUAGACUCUUAAAUGUUCAUUCCACCUGGAAGCUUGUGACUUUUUCUUUCUUCUUCUCUGCUUCAGUCUCUUUGGCUCCAUGGAUGUAAGUGAGCUAAAAAUGUUGCCUACCGGGGAAAGCGAUGGCACAAAGGUGUGUGUAAAGGUGCCGGGCCCAACUCUGACAUACCAGAAUAUUCAAUACUGCAUUAGAGAAAGCCGUGGACCGUGCCGCAAGAGAGGUCCUGAGCGAGAAAUCCUGAAAAACGUCAGUGGAAUCAUGAAAACCGGCCUGAAUGCAAUCAUGGGAGCAACAGGAAGCGGCAAAACAUCGCUGUUAGAUGUGAUCGCUGGAAGGAAGGAUCCUCGAGGUUUGCGUUCAGGUCAAGUUCUGGUUGACAACAAGGUCGUGACCUCUGACCUCCGUCUCAUGUCUGCCUAUGUCGUACAGGAUGAUAUCCUGAUGGGAACUCUGACUGUGCGGGAGAAUCUUUUAUUCUCUGGAAAUCUGCGGUUGCCAAGGAAACAGUGUUCCACUGCUGAUAAGGAAAAAAAAGUGGAGAGCAUCAUUCAGGAGCUGGGUUUAGAGGACUGCGCAGACUCCAAGAUUGGUACAGAGUUCAUAAGAGGUGUAUCAGGAGGAGAAAGAAAGCGCUGUAGCAUUGGUAUGGAGCUCAUUACAUCUCCUACUCUUCUGUUCCUGGAUGAACCGACCACAGGCCUCGACUCCAAUACUGCUAACAGCAUCAUUGCUCUCUUACACAGGUUGUCACGGGGUGGUAGAACUAUCAUUUUCUCUAUCCACCAGCCACGUUACUCAAUCUUCAGGCUUUUUGAUCACCUGACGCUGCUCCAUAAGGGAGAAACCGUUUAUGCUGGCCCUGCCGGCAAAGCCAUGGACUACUUCCAGAGUCUGGGUUACACAUGUGAGGCUUUCAACAACCCUGCAGAUUUCUUUCUGGACAUAACAAAUGGGGAGGCCCUUUCUUCAAUGCCAACAGAGGAGUCAUUGGCUGAGCUUUACAGGGAGUCUCACUACUGUGCUGCUGUCAAAGAGGAGCUGAAAUGUAUCACUGGACCAUCAGAUCUCUCAUCUGAAGCCAAGAGCAAGCCAGUGUCCUAUGCCACGUCAUUUUUUUACCAGUUAAAGGUGGUAUGCUGGAGAACGAUGCUGAACGUUGUCAGGAAUCCUCAGACCUCAUAUGCUCAGAUGGCAAUGAACAUUCUCUGUGCUCUGCUGAUUGGACUCAUCUACUUCCAGAUGCCUUUAACUCUUCCUGAAGCCUUGCAGAACAGGAUUGGAGCGUUCUUCUUUCUCAUCAUCAACAUGGUGUUUGGCAACCUAUCAGCAGUUGAACUCUUCAUUAAUGAAAGAGCAAUCUUUGUGCAUGAGAAUGCUGGGGGAUAUUACCGUACAUCUGUGUAUUUCCUGUCCAAGGUGUUUGUGGAUCUGUUACCUAAUCGCAUUGUGCCGAUUUUCAUUUUCUCCAGCGUUUCUUACUAUAUGAUGGGGUUGAAUCCAUCAUUCACGACCUUCCUGUGCUUUGCAUUGACCAUGUCCAUGGUCAGUCUGGCAGGAGUCAGCUUGGCUUUUCUUGUCAGCGCCAGCGUGAGCACUUUCGCCAUGGCCAACGUCCUCAUUGCCUUGCCUUUUGUCUUCAUGAUGGUGUUUGGAGGGUUCCUGGUGAAUCUCAACUCUAUGCUCAACUGGCUGUCCUGGCUCAAGUGGGCCAGUAUCUUCAAAUAUGGACUAGAUGCUGUGACUAUAAAUGAAAUGAAAGGGCAGGUCUUCUACAGUGGCAAUACGACACUAACAGGAGAGAUGUAUCUGCAGUCUCAGGGGAUCGACUACAGUGUGUGGGGCUUCUGGCAGAACCAGGUGGCUCUUCUGGGCAUUGUACUGGUGUGCAUGACGUUUGCAUACAUACAGCUGCGCAGGAUCAACCGCUGGAAAUAAUGUGCAUUUUCUUCAUUACAGAUUCACUCGUACACAAAUUAUGUAAUUUCAUAAAAUUCUUAUUUUGUUACACCAUGUCCAUUUCUGUAUAUUUAAUUCACAUUUGUCUAUGUAAAUUAUUAUAUUUCAAUGUAAUUAUUAAUCUAGGCUUUCUGCGUUUGACAAUGAAGCAUUUUUGGAAAUAUGAAAUGCGCUGUAAAGUUUAAAAAAAGCCAUGCUGAGCGCAACAUAACUGCAUUUAAAAUUUAUUAUCAGCUCUUUAAAUGCUUUUCUGCUAAAUUUAGUAAAAUUAUUCGAUAAAAUGUUUCAGGAAAGGUAAAGUGACUAAAUGUUUCUCUUGCAAAAUAACUGUUUGUGCAAUUGGAAAAUUAACCUUAACUUUAUAGUUACUGACAUUUAACCUUUGUGUCAUGUAUAUAUAAAUAUAUGAGAUGAAAUUUAAGUUCUCAGCUCUGUGCCCAUGGAAGGCACUUACUUCAAAAAUACAAGGUCAUUGAUUUUUGCUCUAUUAAAUAAAAAAAGUUCAUUAUACUUUAAAAUUCCUUUUUCAUAUAUUUUGAUCUAUGUUUGUUUAUCACUUGACUAAAAAUGCAAAUGUGUAGCCUAGUAGAGUGCAUGUUAAGAUGUUUUCCUUACAUGAAACGGAAG
Molecule: messenger RNA, 2627 nt
Organism: Carassius carassius (crucian carp)
Lineage: Eukaryota; Metazoa; Chordata; Actinopteri; Cypriniformes; Cyprinidae
Gene: abcg2b
Product: ATP-binding cassette, sub-family G (WHITE), member 2b
Exons: 15
Coding region: 123-1979 (618 amino acids)
Cellular component (GO): plasma membrane
Molecular function (GO): ABC-type transporter activity; ATP hydrolysis activity; ATP binding
Source: RefSeq, a predicted model, not a curated record